Molecule: messenger RNA, 1764 nt
Organism: Rana temporaria (common frog)
Lineage: Eukaryota; Metazoa; Chordata; Amphibia; Anura; Ranidae
Gene: SENP3
Product: SUMO specific peptidase 3
Exons: 11
Coding region: 213-1589 (458 amino acids)
Biological process (GO): protein desumoylation
Cellular component (GO): nucleus
Molecular function (GO): deSUMOylase activity
Source: RefSeq, a predicted model, not a curated record
GAGGAGGCGUUACCAUAGUGACCCGCUCCGUCGGCCUGUCAGAGCCCUGACGUCAUUUCCCCGCGACGCCCGCCACCGACGACACCAGAGAGAGGAGAGCGCCGAGACCCGGAGAGACGGGAGAGGGAUGAGAGGAGGAGCCGCCGGUCUGACAGUACCGAGAGCCUGUGCGGGAGAGUCCGAGAUACCCCCUCCCCCACCGUAUCGCCACGAUGAGGCACACCCCCGUCCAGCGCCAUCUGCCCCCCUUCUCUAGCCACCUGGUGCCCCCGGGCAAACAUAGCGAGCUCUUCCAGCUCAAGGAGAACAACGGCUGGGAGGAGGAUGAAGAGGAGGAGCCGCCUCAGUUCCGCAAAGCAUGCCGGCAGCCGCCCAGACAACGGAGGGGGCGGAGGGUGCGGCUGCGCGUUUUACGCUCCCUGUACCUCCGCCUCUACAACCGGACAGUUGCACUGCCCUUCUCCUGGAAACUUUGGGGUGUGGGGGGAAGACGGAAGCGGGCAGGGAGCCGAAGAAGAGAAGGAGGAGGGGGGAAUGUGGGGGUGGAACUGGGGAAGGCACAACACAGAUUUGCAAGGGAGGAAGAGUCGCUGGCCAAUCAUAUAGCGGAGGCAGAGGAGACAGGUCCUAAUCAUGGGAUCCCCAACGGCUUUUCUCCACUACCAGCAGAACCCGAAAACAUCCUCAUCACCAAUGUCUACAGUAUCAACAAUGAAGACGGCCUGGCUCCAAACGGGCCCCACCAACAAGAAGACUUCACUCCGCCUCUAGAGAAGGAGGUCCCAGCCUUGACUGAAGAGCACGUGGCCUGCGUACAAAGUAUUCUGGACCAGUUCCUCCAAUCGUACGGCAGUUUGAUUCCGCUGGGGACCGAUGAAGUCUUGGAGAAGUUGGAAGACGUGUUCCAACAGCCAUUUAACACACCAACAAGGAGGACGGUGGUCCAGCACGUCAUCCAAUCAUAUCAGAGACUCCCAGGAAACACUCUUCUACGCAGCUUCCGUGUCACAUACAAAAGACACGUAUUAACCAUGGAUGACCUGAGCACCCUUUAUGGCCAGAACUGGCUGAAUGACCAGGUGAUGAACAUGUAUGGGGAUUUAGUCAUGGAUGCCGUACCAGAAAAGGUUCACUUUUUCAACAGUUUUUUCUACGAUAAAUUGAGAACCAAGGGAUAUGACGGAGUGAAGAGGUGGACAAAGAACGUUGAUAUAUUCAGUAAGCAGUUCUUGUUGAUCCCCAUACACCUGGAGGUGCACUGGUCUCUCGUCUGCGUGGACGUCUCUAAACGGACCAUUACUUACUUUGAUUCCCAGCGUACGCUGAACAGGCGCUGCCCGAAGCACAUAGCCAAAUAUCUGCAGGCUGAAGCCGUGAAGAAGGAGCGUGCAGAAUAUGUGGAAGGCUGGAAUGGAUUAUUCAAGAUGAAUGUGGCAAGACAGAAUAACGACAGCGACUGCGGAGCGUUUGUUUUGCAGUACUGCAAGUUCCUGGCACUGGAGCUGCCAUUUUCCUUCGGCCAGCAAGACAUGCCUAAACUGAGGCGCCAGAUGUACAAGGAACUGUGUCAUUGUAAGCUAACCGCGUGAAGAGAAGUAACCAGUAACCCGGCCCGAGCGUCCGGACUGAGCCAGAGUCCCGUGGUAUUAUGACAGAGGGGCUCUCCGUGAUCUCACUGCCCCGCUCUGUGCCCGUACUGUGAGGGGACACCCCCCUCACUGUACACCAAGGCUUUUUCAGCCUCCACUUGUACAUUGUUUUAUG